Messenger RNA from Theobroma umbraticum, 1482 nucleotides. RefSeq names its product transducin family protein / WD-40 repeat family protein. The record is from RefSeq and is a predicted model, not a curated record. Gene Ontology annotation, molecular function: protein binding. NCBI's taxonomy places the organism in Eukaryota, Viridiplantae, Streptophyta, Magnoliopsida, Malvales, Malvaceae.
CCAAAACCCCAGGCAAAACCCUACACCAUAUUUCCAGUAUUCAGCAGAGGAAGGAAAUGAGCAAGGCAGGCCACGAAGACGACGAGAAGGGCGAGGUAUUCCUCGACGAAUCCGAUAUAAUCCACGAAGUCGAUGUCGACGAAGAAGAUCUUCCUGACGCGGACGAUGAUGAUGCCGAAAUUGCUGAGGAACCAGAUGAUUCGAUUCACAUAUUCACCGGUCAUACCGGUGAACUGUAUGCGGUUGCCUGUAGCCCAACAGAUCCAGUAUUAGUGGCAACUGGGGGUGGGGACGAUAGGGGGUUCCUUUGGAAAAUAGGUCAUGCUGAUUGGGCUUCUGAACUCCAAGGCCAUACUGAUUCAGUCUCUAGUUUAGCCUUUAGCAAUGAUGGACAGUUACUUGCAUCUGGAGGGUUUGAUGGACUUGUUAAAAUUUGGGAUACAUCAGGAAAUCUGAAAUGCACGCUUGAGGGUCCAGGAGGUGGCAUUGAGUGGGUCAGGUGGCACCCAAAAGGACAUCUGAUCUUGGCGGGAUCUGAGGAUUGCACUGUUUGGAUGUGGAAUGCUGAUAACGGGCAUUGUCUUAAUGUAUUCUCAGGCCAUGGAGCCAGUGUGACUUGUGGUGAUUUUACCCCUGAUGGCAAAACAAUAUGCACUGGUUCUGAUGAUGCUACCUUGAGGAUAUGGAAUCCAAGAAGAGUUGAAAGCAUUCAUGUUGUAAGAGGUCAUCCAUAUCAUAGUGAAGGACUGACAUGCUUGUCUAUAAGUUCAGAUUCAACUUUUGCUGUUACUGGUUCAAAGGAUGGUUCUGUUCAUGUCGUGAAUAUCACAACCGGGAAGGUUGUUAGUUCUUGGCCUGCACAAUCAAGUUCAACUGAAGGGGAUCCAGAGUCAAUUGAAUGCGUUUCAUUUUCACCAAACUUCCCCUGGGCUGUUUCUGGUGGCAUGGAUGGAAACCUUACCAUCUGGGAUGUACAGCACUCAUCGCUGCGUUUCAUAUGUAACCACAAGGAGGGAGUAACAUGCUUGGCUUGGCUCGGAGCAUCCAAAUUCUUGGCUACAGGGUGUUGUGAUGGGAGAAUACGCCUGUGGCAUUGUCUCUCGGGGGAAUGUGUAGAAACCUUGAAAGGGCACGAACAUGCCAUCCAAUCUCUGUCUGUAUCUUCCAAUCUAGAGUUUCUUGUUUCUGUUUCCAUUGACGGCACUGCACGUGUAUUUGAAAUUAGAGAUUUCCAUUAAUGAAAAUAAGCUUCCGAGAUUCUUAUGGGGGUUACAAACUAAUAUAAUUUGUAUUCUUACCGUGAGAGGAAUUGUUACUUGUAUGUACUCCGAUAUACUUUUACACUUGUAUAGGUUUUUUUUUGUUGUGGAAGGUUUUUAUUUACAAGUUCGAGAUUCAUUUUAUCUUUUAAUGACGUGAGAUUCAUGGCAUGUUAUGAGUCUUCAUUUUUAACUUACAUUGGAGGAAUACUCUUACUUAUAA